ACCACUCCUCCUCACAAGAGAAACACCGAUUUCCCAAUCGAGUUAAGCCCGAGUCAUGGCCCUCCUACAGAUUCUCUUCACUCUUGUCAUUUUUCCCAAACCUCUCCUAUGGAACAACCACGCACACCGACAAAACGGACUCACACUAUUCAACUCCACUGACUCAGUCUCACCUCCGUCACCAUGCUUAAAGGCAAGUUCAAGCUCCCUGACAAAGCUCGCCGUGUCUUCCCCGAUCGGCUUGGAAGCUUGGUCGCGGGUCUUGAUGAUAAGGUAGAUGAAAAUGGCGUGUACGACCCGGUUGUUGAGUCCGGAGAGGAGCUCGAGUUUAUUCAGCCCAAUGGGGCCACAUUGGGUAAGGAGAGUGACUACAAAAUCCACUAUGAAUACGGCGAUGAUGGUAUUUUUGGCCUUAAUGGGAAAAUGAUGGAUAAAGAGGAUGCCAAGGCCCGGAAAAGAUCCGACAAAGAUGGACCGGGUCAGGCUUCGGUGAUGGAGGUUUUCGCCGCCGACGAGAAAAGGUCUGAUCUUGAACAUGAGCUUUCUAAGAAGGAAAUAAAUUUAGAGAAGUUAAGGAGAACUGCUAGUACUGAUCUCCCUGAGGGAGGAGGUUUACGCGCAGCAACUUGGAAGCUUCUCUUAGGUUAUUUGCCUCCUACUCGUGACUUGUGGGAAAAGGAGCUGACUGAGAACAGACAAAAAUAUGCCAAGCUAAAAGAGGAGCUUCUAUCAAGUCCCUCAGAACUCAAUAGGGUAAAUGAUGAUUCAUUGAAUUCUGAUGAGCUGAAUGCUGAAGGUGAUGUUGCUGGACCACUUAAGCGACAUGGGGUUUCUCAUGAAGAUCACCCCUUGAGUGUUGGUAAGAGUAGUGCUUGGCAUCAGUACUUUCAGCAUACAGAGAUUGCAGAUCAGAUUGAGCGUGAUUUGCAGCGUACACACCCCAACAUUAAAUUCUUUUCAGGGGACUCGUCAUUCAGUCGGAAAAACAGGGAUGCUAUGAGGAAUAUUCUUCUCCUUUUUGCAAAACUAAAUCCUGCUAUUCGUUAUGUUCAAGGCAUGAAUGAAGUCUUGGCACCAAUAUUCUAUGUAUUUAGUACUGACACUGACCAGCAGAAUGCUGCAAAUGCAGAAGCAGAUAGUUUUUCCUGUUUUGUUCGACUGCUGAGUGAUUCAAUGGAUCACUUUUGUACACAGUUGGAUAAUAGUCCAGUUGGUAUCCUAUCCACCCUUUCCCGAUUGACAGACUUACUGAAAGAAAAUGAUGAGGAAUUGUGGCGGCAUCUUGAGUUCACAACCAAGGUUAAGCCGCAAUUCUAUGCGUUCAGGUGGAUCACAUUACUACUUACUCAAGAAUUCAACUUCCAGUCCAUCUUAAGAAUUUGGGAUUCACUUCUGAGUAAUCCUUCUGGCGUUCAGGAUAUGCUUUUACGGAUCUGUUGUGCAAUGUUGCUAUGUGCGAAAAGCAGGCUGUUAAGUGGGGAUUUUGCUGCUAACUUGAGGCUUUUGCAGCACUACCCUGAUAUCAACAUAGAGCACCUUCUUCAGUUAGCUCGGGAUCUGAGUUCUGAUACUUUAUCCUGUUCCUUAUCGCUGUAAAUUAGCCGCAUUGUAUGUCAUUUGUAUGCAAAUUGUGUGUGUGUGUGUGUGUGUGUCUCUCUCUCUCUCUCUCUCUCUCUCUCUCUCUUAACAAGCUUUGUAAUGAUCAUGACAAAAAAGAUUUUGAGGAAUUGCUCCUGAGUUUCUGACGUAAAGCAAUUUUCUUUAACUUUUUAUCAUUUAUUUUUAUGCUGGCCAAAGAUGGAAGAAUGAUGGAUCCA
This is a messenger RNA of Hevea brasiliensis (rubber tree), 1817 nucleotides long. RefSeq lists its product as uncharacterized. The record is from RefSeq and is a predicted model, not a curated record. The transcript is spliced from 9 exons. Gene Ontology annotation, molecular function: GTPase activator activity. Lineage: Eukaryota; Viridiplantae; Streptophyta; Magnoliopsida; Malpighiales; Euphorbiaceae. Gene Ontology annotation, biological process: activation of GTPase activity; intracellular protein transport. The coding region runs from base 184 to 1596 and encodes 470 amino acids.